Messenger RNA from Radiomyces spectabilis, 606 nucleotides. RefSeq lists its product as uncharacterized. Bases 1 to 606 code for a protein of 201 amino acids. NCBI's taxonomy places the organism in Eukaryota, Fungi, Mucoromycota, Mucoromycetes, Mucorales, Radiomycetaceae. The record is from RefSeq and is a predicted model, not a curated record. The transcript has a single exon.
AUGUCAUCACCACGGAAACACCGUACCAUACCUCGUACCAAUCCACUAGAGUCGUCCACUCUUCACAACACCGACCGUGCAUUUAUCGAAUUCACACGUUGUCUUCAUCAAGCAAAGAAUAUCGUCAAAGAAUUGCAAGCAUUCAGUGCCUCUGUCUGUCCUUCCCUUUGCCUCAAUCCGUGUCUCGACCCUAAUGUACCUCGGAAACCAGAUGCGCGACUAGGCAACGCUGCCUACAUACAACACAUUAAUGAUUACCUCAACGACACAUUUCGAAAAUUCUCAAGGCUCUGCAAGAUCUUGUUAAUGGUACUAGAAAAGAUGGGAACCAAUCCUUGUGUACGGAAAGAGAGAAUUGAUUCCUUUCGAUCUGAAGUGCACGAAGAGUGGCGCUUAGCCAUCGAUGUACGGAAACAUUUACUGAAUUUCAUUCAACAAAACAUCUCGCUCUUUGACUCUCCUUCCCACGACCUUCCCAUCACCGACAAUGUAUUUCGACAUGCACCACAAACAUCAUCUUCGCCCAAUCCUUCCUUGUCGUCUUCGUCAUCCGUACCCAACCCUCUGCCUUGCAGUUCGCCCUCCAGCGUCACAACUGAUACAUAA